GUCUGGAGCCUCAGCACCUCGGAACAGCUCACGAGCCUCAAUGGCCACGAGGAUCCGGUUCAAUGCGUGGCGACCACCAGCGACGGUCGCGCCGUCUCCUGCAGUCACGACAAGACCCUGCGGGUCUGGAGGCUACCUAGGCCCGUGGCGAUCUUGACUAAGACGCCUCCAGCGCUCGUGCCGCGAGUGGCCAUGCUUUCGCCCGGCCGAGGGGCUGUGACGCGCCUGUCACCCCGAAUGAAGGACUUGCAGGCAAAGCUUCAGGAGUCAGAGCGGAGGAACCAGCAGUUGAAGGCGCAUCUCUCCGAGGUGCAGGUGGAAGCUUCCCGAGGCGACCUCUCGCGGAGCGAGGUGUCACGCCUUCAAUCAGGAGGUGACAACAUGGCCGAAGGCGCGACAGAGGAUCCCGCGGCACGUGUCCCGGAGACACCGCCGAAGCUGAAGCUGCCGACCUCUCCGGCAGGUUCAGCUAAGAGGAUUUCUGCUGCUCCACCCACGGCGGCCGCUACCGCAGCAGCACCGCAAUGCUGGAGCAUGCUGCCCACGACAAUGGCAGGUUCAGGUGCGCCCACCGCCGAUGUAAGGGUAAAGCCUAUCCCUGUGAUCAGCUGCCCAGCCGGCUCUGCAAUGUCCGGGGCCUGCGGGGGUGCUUUGCAACCAGGAACGGUGCGAACCCUAAACCCUCGUGAACUCCGACGAGGUGAAAAUGAUCAGUGA
This is a messenger RNA of Symbiodinium sp. CCMP2456, 717 nucleotides long. Lineage: Eukaryota; Dinophyceae; Suessiales; Symbiodiniaceae. The record is from the annotation of a GenBank genome assembly.